AUGAUACACUGUCUGUUCCUGACAUUUACGGCCGUCCUUACGGUAGCCAUGCGCGGAGAAAUGCCGCCGGGCAUGGCCGGGUUCCUUAUCUCCUACGUUCUCGCCGUCCCAGACGUCCUGUCCUGGCUAUUGAAAAUGAGUGCUCAAAUGGAGAGCAGUGGCGUGGCUAUCGAGCGAGUCAAGGAGUACAUGGAGGUUCGUCUUAAAUCGCUGAAAUAG
Molecule: messenger RNA, 219 nt
Organism: Dibothriocephalus latus
Lineage: Eukaryota; Metazoa; Platyhelminthes; Cestoda; Diphyllobothriidea; Diphyllobothriidae
Source: the annotation of a GenBank genome assembly